AUGCAUGAAGAUGGAAAACAGAAAAGGAAAAAUUCAAAAGACGGAAACGCUCCAAAAGAAGUUAGACCCAAAGGCACAAUAACUCAUUACUUCAACGUCCUCCACGACCUCGAGGCAUUGGCCUCACACCACAAUGAUCCAAAAAGUCGCAUAUCUCCCUGUAAAAGUGAGCAUAAUGGUAAUGAUUAUUACCUAGACCUUGAGCUAAAGAACCCUAGAAGUGAAAAAGUGUGGAAUACUGUCUACCUGAAUUCCAAUUUUUGCAUAGUUCUUGCGUUUCCCAUUCUUGUACCAUUGGUCCAAAAUAUUGUCAAUAGUCUUGAACAUUACAUGCCAUUACUAGGUUCACCAAAAGUCCCUAAAGAACCCAACUUGGUUUUUGCAACCCUCCUCCUUUGUCCGGGCUGGGGACCGGCUGUGUUUAUACCAAAUGAGACACAGGCGGAGUUAAUUGCCAAAAUCACAGAAGUCAUCCAUCAUGUCUUUAAACAUUGUCUCUCUCGAUGA
Vicia faba (fava bean) is the source of this 507-nucleotide messenger RNA. The record is from the annotation of a GenBank genome assembly. NCBI's taxonomy places the organism in Eukaryota, Viridiplantae, Streptophyta, Magnoliopsida, Fabales, Fabaceae.